This is a messenger RNA of Lathyrus sativus (Indian pea), 330 nucleotides long. Lineage: Eukaryota; Viridiplantae; Streptophyta; Magnoliopsida; Fabales; Fabaceae. The record is from the annotation of a GenBank genome assembly.
AUGGAAGAAACCGAGAAAGAAAUAGAUAAUGAAGAGGUAGAAGAAAAUAUAACAUCAUGUCCUUCACAAAUUCCAGACACAUCUCUUGUUGAGCUAAACAUGUUGCUUGUAAUUCUUUCUUCUGCUAACUCUUUAUCUGAUGAUAAUUCACACGAGGAGAAUGAUCAUAUUAUAAGAGAUCAUGCUAUUGCUAAUGUAAAUAAAACAUAUACAUCAAGAUUAGAAGCCAAGAAAAAAGAGAAACAUGAACCUAAGUUGAUUGGGAAGAAAGCAUUUUCAUCAAGAUUUCAAACUACCAUAAAAGAUUCUAGGCAUGGAAGAAAAAUGUAA